GCGGCUGCGUCAUCUCGCGUAUGCGUAUCGUCUGUAAGAGUUCAACCUGUGGAAUGAGUUUUCAAAGCCACUUGCGGUGUCAAGGUGUCAUUUGCAUAGUUGCGCGUCUGCCUGCUCGCUCGUCUAUUCUUCAAUUAAUCCAAUCGCAGAAUAUUUGAUUACAUAAUUUCUGUAAAACUGUGUAGAAGGUGCAGUGGUCGACACUCAUGUCUCUAUAUUCGUUUAAAGUGUGAAGUGGGCAGCCACGUGGGUGGGAGACCAGAUCAGCAGCUCAGUAUUAAACCGACCGGCGAUGAGAACAGUCAGCAUUUUCAAUUUACCAGAAUUGUCACGUUAAAAACAUUCGAAAAUUGUCACUGAUGAAAAAAGUGUUGCAGAAGAGCUCGACAUUAUUCAACGCCAAUGCCAGAUGUGUCUACCGACAGAAAUGGAUCAUUGCAGGAAUAAUAUUGCUGGUUAUUUCGAUCAUCAUUUUGAUAAAGAAUAUAAAGCGUAAUCCACCGAGGGAUAUUUACCGCUACGAUGUGUCGCCUCAGGUCUACAGUUAUGUUACGCGCAAGUGGUUCAAUAACACUGGAGCUGAGCAAUGGUACAAUAGUGACACUGUCACCAUGUUUGAUGAACGUCUGUUAGACGUUCUACGUGAGCAUUGGAUAACUAAAGGAAUUGAUGACACUGUGCACAUUCCUUAUAUGGGUUAUCGAGAGACUAAUGAGGAAGAUCCGUCGAUGGGUCAGGCUCGAGUAAUUAGAAAUUACUUCAAAAAUAAGCCAAAUGGAUUCUUUAUUGAAUGCGGUGCUUACGAUGGCGAGACUCGCAGCAAUACCUGGGUUUUAGAGAAACAACUCAAUUGGACGGGGAUUCUGAUCGAAGCUGAUCCCAUCAAUUUCACGAAAAUGUUGAAUAAAAAUAGAAACGCAUAUAUGUCACCGACUUGUCUCAGUAUCAAAAAGUUUCCCAUGAACGUGUCUUUCUUGAUGGCGAGAAAUAUCGGCAGAAUCCACGCACCACAUGAACAGGAUGGACUGAGUGUAACGAAUUCACCAGAUCGUGCGUAUGAAGGAGUCCAUGUGGGAGUUCAAUGCUUUCCUCUGGCUUCAUACAUUGCUGCACUUGGAAUCAAGACCGUGGACUACUUUAGUCUUGAUAUUGAGGGACAUGAACUAGAUGUCCUUAAAACAAUUCCAUUCGACAGAGUUGACAUAACGACUCUGUCCGUUGAAUUCACUCAUGUGGAAGGAGGUCAAGAAAGAUUGAUAAAAUUCAUGGAAGAAAAAGGUUACACUGUACACGAUCUAGUUACAAAUGAAGAUAACUUAGCAAAUGACGUAAUUUUUGUUAAAAAAUCUCAUUAAGACUAUCAAUGAUAUUUACGUAAUUUAUUCAUUAGCCAAUAAGAUGUCUUGAAUAAAAUGGGAGUUUUUGUCCUGAAGUGUCGGGGUUCUGCGUAAAUUGUUAUUACGAGAGAAUAAAUUUUGUAGCUUCA
This is a messenger RNA of Diachasmimorpha longicaudata, 1486 nucleotides long. RefSeq lists its product as uncharacterized. The record is from RefSeq and is a predicted model, not a curated record. The transcript is spliced from 5 exons. NCBI's taxonomy places the organism in Eukaryota, Metazoa, Arthropoda, Insecta, Hymenoptera, Braconidae. The coding region runs from base 360 to 1355 and encodes 331 amino acids.